AUGUCGCCAUCGGGCAAUCCGUACCAAGUUGUGCCCUCGUCGCCCGAGCCCGCUGAGAAUGCCUUGAACGUCGUUAGCGAGAAGUCGAGUAGCAACUCAGCGUUUCUCAGUAGUCGCAAUCUAGUCUUGAUUUCGUCCGUUGCGACAGUCGUAACCUCACUCCUUUCCCUCUACACCUUCAUCUCCGCCCAACUAACUCCAUACCACUCCAUCGCCCAUGCUUCCACAGGCGCACCGCUACUCAGGCGUCCAGGCACGUAUAUGAACCUCGACAAGCUCCCGGUGAACGACAGCCAGCCGCACUUCCACCCGAUCCAUAGUUUCGCCCACAUCCUCCUUCAGAUCGACACCUCUGAUCCACAGCGGAAGCUGCACGAGAACUACAGAAAGUAUGACAGUCCCCAGGGAGAGAUAUACCCCGAUGACCGGUACUUCCUCGUCUCGUCAUCCACGUCGACCAUAAUCCAAUUUCGCAAUCUCGACUUCAGAAUGGAGAAGUGCGUGCUCGACCCCACUAUCCCCAGCCAUAACGUCACGUCCCCCGAUUCUGGCUUCGAGCCUAGCGUUCGCGUUGAUGCGUCAAGUAUCGUAGAUGUGUGGAUGCUAGACAAUACGCAGGAGCUAUCGCGACAUACCCAAUGGACGUACGCCCCACGGCGCAAAACGUGCUUCCGGAGCAUCAGCCUCCGUGGCGAGGGUUCACGCAGAAUCGAAUUCUUCUGCCCAGUUUUGGCAAAGAAAAUCAAAUCCUCCAAACGGAAUCUACAUGGUUCAAUACGAUUCGAGGGAGUGGAUAGGCGAGGGACCAGCAGCAGAGAAGGAUUGAUCGUGAGAAUAGCCUGCGCUUAG
This is a messenger RNA of Pleurotus ostreatus (oyster mushroom), 849 nucleotides long. RefSeq lists its product as uncharacterized. NCBI's taxonomy places the organism in Eukaryota, Fungi, Basidiomycota, Agaricomycetes, Agaricales, Pleurotaceae. Bases 1 to 849 code for a protein of 282 amino acids. The record is from RefSeq and is a predicted model, not a curated record. The transcript is spliced from 5 exons.